This is a messenger RNA of Aphanomyces astaci, 2640 nucleotides long. RefSeq lists its product as hypothetical. The record is from RefSeq and is a predicted model, not a curated record. The coding region runs from base 41 to 2044 and encodes 667 amino acids. The transcript is spliced from 13 exons. Lineage: Eukaryota; Oomycota; Saprolegniomycetes; Saprolegniales; Verrucalvaceae. Gene Ontology annotation, cellular component: plasma membrane.
CGCAAGCGUAGCUUCUCAACCUGUUGUCAAAAUCGUGUCAAUGUGUCGGGUAGCCUUGUUCUGGGCAAUUCUAUUAGCCUUGUGGGGGGACUGCUGCCACUGGGCCAAGCCCUUCACGCAGUGGACAGAGCACGUGUACGGCAAAGUCGCGGGCGAUGGCGUCGAGUAUUCGUCCUUUCAAGUGGAGAAAGGGGUGUCGGAGGUCCAAGUGACGUUUUCACGCAGCGACUUGCGAGGUCGUGUGGUCGCCCCCAUGUUGUACGGCAAACUCGGGUCCAUUCCAACGUUAACGUCAUACGACUGGAACUUCAACGGGACAUUGGACAGCUUUUGGUUCACUGAGAGCAUUCCAAACUUGAAGACGGGGACGUAUUAUAUUGCGCUGUGGGGGGGCGACCUGCCAGGCACGAUCAACAACUUUGGCAUUGGCAACAGCACCAACGUGUGGUACUACUUGGACUUUACCUCGAUUGGGUGCCUCGACCCCGACAAAGCUGGCUACAGUUGCAAUAUCCAAGUGGCGUCGACGGCCCAGCGAGUAGCCACUGCGUAUCCAUCACAAAGUGUGGUCAACACCACAGCCAAGCAAGGUGUUCCCAUCACCGGAUGCAUGGAUUACAUCUCCAACUUGCAAUUCUUCUCCAUUGAAAUCACGAGCCCUCAAUUCAGUCUCGUCACCACGUUGAGCAUUCCUCAAACAUUCGCACGAAACGAUGUGUUCUACUGGGCCCUGUACGACAGCCCCGCGAACCCCCUCGAUCCAGCGGCUAUUCCCCUCAUUGAUGGCGCCGGGUACUUGACGGACGGGAACGCCACACUCAAGCAAGACGUACCUACUCUCGGAACAUACUGGAUGUUGGUGUACAUGGAUGCCCCGCCCAAGACAUCGCGAUGUUUUCGGUCCACUGGCGUCGCUUUCACGUUGGCAUGGCAGGCGGAAUCGUGCUCGUUAACCCCCCGCGCGGACAUGUGCCAUACAAGUUGGCUGCGUAUGAACGAAGCGCGCAGCGACCCGAGUCGCAACCAGAGCGUAUUGGACUCGUGGUUUCUCGCAGAUUCGCCAGUGCUUAUUGACGUUGGAUCGUUUGCAUAUGCCGCGGGCUACACUGUACACAUCCGUGAUAACUAUGCUGGAUCCAACUUGAUCAUGCACCUUGUCACUACGUCAACGACCACCAUCAACUUAGCCAACGUGACGCUCUUGAUUCGAGCCGACGGGCUUCCAACCGACGCGAUCUACGACUACAAGUUGUCUGGGCAACAUGCCAUGGAACUUUCAGCCAGACGCGCCAAGACAUUUCUAGACUUCAACGAAAACGCCCUCCGCGAGCGAAUGAAGGAGCCUGUGACACCGCUGGUCACGGUGGCAUGGCCGAUGCUCCGAUUUCCAAAAGUGGGGAAGUGGAAUGUCGUGGUUCGGUCCAGUCCAACCCAAUCAUGGAAACACAUGCUGGUUCUGCAAAGCUCGCCGUGCCCCGUUGGCAUGUGUGGCGACCACGGGGCGUGCGAAGUGUCGACGACGUACCAAGGGCUUGUACUUGGCACAUGUCAGUGCAUCUACGGCUACGCUGGGGACUACUGCGACCACUUGUACUUGGAGAAUUACGCAGCACAGUCGUACUUUUUGAUUCUGUCCAACUUUGCCAUCUUGCCUGCGGCUAUCGUGUCGUUCCAGCGAUCUUUCUAUGUCGAAGCGUUUAUGUUUCUGUCGCUGGGGGUACUAUCCAGCCUCUACCACGCGUGCGACAUCAAUUGGGUGUGCGUAGUGCAAUAUACAUAUCUCCAGAAAUUGGACUUCAUUUUCUCGUUCAACUCGAUCCUGCUCUGCCUUUUUCACCUCUCCGGUGUGCGUCCGAAACGAAAGGCCAUCAUGCAAUUCGUGGGGCUAACCCUACUGGUCAUCUUGAUCGCGAUCGACCCUACCACCAUGACCAAUUGGCUCAUCAUUGGUGGCCUCGGCGGCGGUCAGCUUGUCAUUGCGUGGACAACUUAUGUACACACGCCAUGUAUUCAUGCAGCAAUUGUUUUACAUUUGUGGCCAUAGAUCGUCUUGGCUCGCGUUGUGAUGGGCCGAAGUACCAAAGUUCGACGGUAAGUAUCUCCGCUUUCGUAGGUGGCUCACAGGUCGCUCUUGAUCUAGCAUACUUUACUCGUUUUUCUUCUUGAGUGGAAAUUUCCACGUUCCGCUCUUGGUCCUCGGGGUGUUGCUUUGGGCCGCGGGGCUCAUUUGUUGGUUUCUAAACCGAGGGCCGUCGUACUGGCUGGAGCACUCGUUGUGGCACAUAUUUGCCAUGACUGCAGCUGGCACCCUCAUGGCUUGCCGAAAGAGUUCGUGGUACAAAAUCCUAGACGACAACGGCAUCGACGCCCUGCCACGAGUCCACUCCCCCAUCUCCAAGCGUCCGUUCUUUGGCACGAACGAAGAACUCAAGACAGGUGGAAACUGUGUGUUGGCCGUUACUGUUAUACCAGCCCCGUCGACACCAUUGCAAAAUCGUAGCCUCAGUCUUGACCUGGGCGAGUUGCCACAAAUCGGUGAAUGAUCAUCUUUCAGACUGCCACGUCACCGUCUUCGCCUAUCUAACAUAGUAUUACUGUAGUAAAUUCCACGUAGAAAUCGUAUUGUAAACUAAUUCUCAC